AUGGAUAUUGAAGAUUUUCGUAUUUACGGGAAACAAAUGGUUGAUUACAUCUGCAAGUAUUUGGGCGAUUUGGAAGAAAAAAGAGUUACGUCAAACGUUGAACCCGGAUAUUUAACGAAAUUGUUACCAAACGAGGCACCUUUCGACCCGGAAGAUUGGGAACAAAUCAAGGCCGAUAUCGAUUCGAAAAUCAUGCCAGGAAUUACUCAUUGGCAACAUCCGCAUUUUCACGCUUAUUUCCCAUCAGGAAAUUCAUUUCCAUCGAUUUUAGGUGAUAUGUUAGCGGAUGCAAUAGGUUGUAUUGGAUUUUCUUGGGCUGCCAGUCCAGCUUGUACAGAAUUAGAAACAAUAGUACUCGAUUGGUAUGGAAAAGCAAUUGGACUUCCAUCAAAUUUUAUAACAUCGCAACCAAAUAGUAAAGGUGGUGGUGUGAUUGAAUCAUCAGCUAGUGAAUGCGUUUUAGUAACAAUGUUAGCAGCAAGAAAUGCAGCUAUAAAUUAUUUAAAAAAAGAAAAUACCCAAUUAGAUGAUAGUAUUUUUUUACCAAAAUUAAUAGCGUAUUGUUCAAAAGAAGCACAUUCUUGCGUCGAAAAAGCUGCAAAAAUCCUCUUAGUAAAAUUACGAGAAUUAGAACCGGAUGAAAAUGGAAGCUUACGUGGUGAAGCCCUACAAAAUGCGAUCGAAGAAGAUGAAGCGAACGGAUUAACUCCGUUUUUUGUUUCUGCAACAUUAGGAUCGACCGGAAGUUGUGCUUUUGAUAAUAUAGAAGAGUUAGGAAGGCUUUGCGUAACGCAAUCUUGUACAUGGUUACACGUAGAUGCAGCAUACGCCGGAAGUGCUUUUAUUUGCCCCGAAUUAAAAUAUUUAAUGUCCGGAAUUGAAUACGCGGAUUCUUUUAAUGCAAACCCGAACAAGUUUUUACUGGUUAAUUUUGAUUGUUCGGUACUUUGGGUUAAAAAUCGUUUAAAAUUAACGACAGCUUUAAUUGUGGACCCCCUUUAUUUACAACAUGCGAAUUCAAACCAAGCGAUUGAUUAUCGACAUUGGGGAAUCUCUUUAAGUAGACGAUUUCGAUCAUUAAAGUUAUGGUUUGUUAUGAGAAAAUAUGGAAUAUCCGGUUUACAAAAUUAUAUUAGGAACCAUAUUAAAUUAGCUACGUAUUUCGCUUCUUUGGUAAGAAAUGACAAAAGAUUUGAAGUGAUGAACGAUGUUGUAUUGGGCUUGGUUUGUUUGAGAUUAAUCGCACCGGAUGCGAUAAAUCGGAAUCUUUUAGCGAAGAUAAAUUUGUCGGGACAUCUUCAUAUGAUUCCUUCAUGUGUUAGAGGUAAAUUCGUUUUGAGAUUUUGCGUAGUUUCUGAACGUGCUAAAAAUAAAGAUAUGGAUUACGCUUGGAGUGUUAUUAAAAAAUUCGCUGAUGAAGUAAUGAGUUCGUUAGAUAUUCCGUUAACGUCAUUAUCCGAAUCAAAAGCGAAAAGAUUUUCUUUUACUCGCAGCGUAAGUUGGGAUAUUUAUAAAAAAUCGUUAAGGAAAGGUAGUUUAUACGAUGGUGCUACUCCAAUUUUGGUACCAGAUGAUGAGGAGAUGGAAUCUUAAGGAUUCUUAGAUGAAACAUUUUCUCUCAUUUAAAGUAAAUUAUAUUAUUGGAAAUGGUACAGUCUUAAGAUGAACGUAAAAGUUGAUUAAACCUAUUUAAAUACACCUACGAAUUUUUUCUUUUGAAUUUGCGUAAACUGGUUUGUACAUGCUUUUUACAACUUAAAAACUAAUAAACGUAAUACUGACUAUUUUCUCGGAUUUAAUUCCGCCUCAUCUCAUUAUUUCAUCUUUUUUUUAUCACAUUUGUAUUUUAUGAUAUGUUAUUGGUAAACACUUAUUUAUUACCAAUACUACUAAAAUAUCUAAAAUAAAUUAAUUUACAAAAACCAAA
Messenger RNA from Onthophagus taurus, 1927 nucleotides. Its product is annotated as tyrosine decarboxylase-like. NCBI's taxonomy places the organism in Eukaryota, Metazoa, Arthropoda, Insecta, Coleoptera, Scarabaeidae. The record is from RefSeq and is a predicted model, not a curated record. Gene Ontology annotation, cellular component: cytoplasm. Gene Ontology annotation, molecular function: carboxy-lyase activity; pyridoxal phosphate binding. Gene Ontology annotation, biological process: carboxylic acid metabolic process; amino acid metabolic process.